CAGAGGCAGGUAAUGAAGAAUAAACUAAGGGAGAUUGGGGUGCAGGAGAUCACAUUACAAGGGUUACUAAGCACAGUAAAUAGGGCACAGGGUAGAAUUUUGAUGACUUUUUUUAAGGGAAGCAGGGGUUUUAAGCAGGAUUUGAUGUAUGAUGUGUGGUGUGUGUGUGGAUAUUAAUGUGAGGGGACAAUGUGAGUGAUGUGUAAGUUUUAGUGGGAAAAGGGAAUAGAUAACCUAUUAUCUGAUCCACACUCCGGAGCAGAAGGGGGCGGUAAUGCACCAAUAAGCUGGAUGCCAACCGCCGUUAAACUGGAAAGAAUAAUAAGAAGAAGGGUUUACGGUGGGACGAGUCUCGCGAUAGAAGAAAUCACGGAGAAACAUGGCAUCGCUGUAUGAAGGAUACACGUUGUGUGGAGUUGGAACAGUGCAAAAUUCCUCUAAUAUAGGGAUUCUGGGAGUUGAACAGGGCAGAGAUAUCGACCAUGUCCUCGUCACUGACUCUUCGAGAUUUAUUACCGUUUAUAAGGUGUCUGAUCAGAGGCCUACGGGCAGUUGGUCAGUGAAACAGGGACAGAUGAUCUCUUGCCCCGCUGUGUUUAACACGCAGUCCCAGGAAUAUGUGGUCGUUACAGAUGACAAGGUCGUCAGAGUUUGGAAUAAAGAUGAUGUCAACUUGGAAAAGGCUUUUAAAGCAACAGUUUCAGCUGAUGUUCUCAGAGUGCUGUCAGCUACUGACUCUGAGCCGGUGGUGCUGUUUUGUUGUGGGGCUGUCAGGUUCCUGGACUUACUGCUUGCUUCACCACAACAGCCCAUAGAGCAUGUUUUGGCAGAGGAUGAGAUUAUCAGGUCAGAGAUCACAGACUUCUGACUAUAACAUCCUUUUUAAUUAUGGCUUUAUAUUAUUAAAUUGAGUUCUGAAAACUUACUGGCUGGUGUUUUCAGUUGGUGAGUCAUAGCCUAUAAAUAGGUUUGUUCUGAUGGGGCUGUGAACAGCAGACACAAAACUAUUAAAUUCAAGAUGAGAAAAACAACUAACCAACUCAUUGUGUAUAUUCAGGAUGUGUAGCAACUCAUAAUGUAAUAACUGCACAUAAUGUAAAAACUGCAUAUAACUUAAAGGGAUGGGGAAAACAUAAAAAAAAAAGUAGGGCUGAGAGAUAUGGCCAAAUAUAUUAUCACAAAGUUGUUCAUAUCAGUCAAUUUCGAUAAUUAGCAUGAUAAAUGUCAUUUAUUUCUUUCAAGUUUAAAAGCAGAUUUUUGAUUCCGAGUGGAAGAUGGCGAAACCAUUGUUUUCUCAUCAGACUGCUCUUUCACAAAUUAAUAGUACAUGUUUUGUCUUUUAGAAAAUCACGCAUUGCACCUCACUACCAUGGUUAAAAGUAGGGGUGG
Sinocyclocheilus anshuiensis is the source of this 1389-nucleotide messenger RNA. RefSeq names its product nucleolar protein 11-like. Gene Ontology annotation, molecular function: protein binding; RNA binding. The record is from RefSeq and is a predicted model, not a curated record. The transcript is spliced from 4 exons. Gene Ontology annotation, biological process: maturation of SSU-rRNA. The coding region runs from base 380 to 868 and encodes 162 amino acids. NCBI's taxonomy places the organism in Eukaryota, Metazoa, Chordata, Actinopteri, Cypriniformes, Cyprinidae. Gene Ontology annotation, cellular component: nucleus; nucleolus.